Messenger RNA from Punica granatum (pomegranate), 1292 nucleotides. Lineage: Eukaryota; Viridiplantae; Streptophyta; Magnoliopsida; Myrtales; Lythraceae. The record is from RefSeq and is a predicted model, not a curated record.
UUUGAGCUCCUCCUCGUUUCAUCUUCAACAACAUGGGCUCUUUUAAUAAACUGAUCGUUAAACUGCUCGCUCUGUGGGAAGUUUAUGCGUGCAUCUUCAUGAAAGUGAACUCUGUGGAGGGGCUCGUUGAGGUUGCCGAUGAUCCUCAGGUAACGGGGUUUAACGUACGGCCCUAUCAGACUAUUUUCGUCGACCCAUCUCAGCAUGGCAACUUCACAACCAUACAAGCGGCCAUCGAUUCGGUUCCUCGGGACAACACCAAGUGGGUUUGCAUCUAUAUCAAGAAAGGGAUUUACAGAGAGAAGGUGAAUAUUCCAUCUGACAAGCCAUACAUAAUUCUCAAAGGACAGUCGAGGAGAACCACAGAAAUUGUGUGGGACGACCAUGAAAAUCUUGCUCAGAGCCCCACGUUCACCUCUAUGGCCGAUAACAUAGUUGUCAAAAGCAUUAGUUUCCGGAACUCGUACAACAACCCAGUGAAUGAGAAACACCCAAGGGUUCCAGCAGCCGCAGCCAGGAUCAGCGGUGACAAAUCUUUCUUCUAUAGAUGUGGAUUCUAUGGGCUGCAGGACACAUUGUGGGACGAUGAGGGUCGACACUAUUAUAAGAGUUGCACCAUUCAAGGAGCUGUCGAUUUUAUUUUUGGAGCCGGGCAGUCAUUGUACGAAAAGUGUUCAAUAUCAGUUCUUGGAGGCGCACUAGGGCCGGGAAUCGAUGGAAUAAUCACGGCACAGGGGAGAACAAACCUUAAUGAUGUGAAUGGGUUCGUCUUCAAGGAUUGUAAGGUCGCAGGAACAGGCUCUGCGGUACUAGGAAGGCCGUGGAGGGCCUAUGCAAGGGUCCUGUUCUAUAACUCCAACUUCACCCGUGUUGUAAGCCCUAAGGGAUGGGACGCCGGCAACUUUCGCGGGCACGAGGACAGAUUGACAUUCUCAGAGUACAAUUGCCACGGGGAAGGAGCAGCCCCUUCUGAUCGCGUGAGUUGGGUGAAGAAACUGAGCUGGUUGACGGCCGAACAGUUAGCCAGCACGACUUAUAUUGAUUCUGAUGCGUGGCUUAAUGACCAACCCAAUUAGAAAUUCUUUCUUUUUUUUUUAAUAUAUUUUUCUCUUUUCUUUGUAUUUUAGGAGACCCCAGUAGAAUUUUAGAGAAGGUCCCACAUAAAUAUGUUCAACAAUAUAUAUUUAGCAGAGAUAUCUUCUUUCUGAUUCAUAAAUAUUAUAGCUGCAUACUCGUGUAGUUUUGGGAUUUAGGAGAUGCACCAUGGAAAGAGAUUUCAAUAUUUACAAAAU